This is a messenger RNA of Pimephales promelas (fathead minnow), 556 nucleotides long. The record is from RefSeq and is a predicted model, not a curated record. NCBI's taxonomy places the organism in Eukaryota, Metazoa, Chordata, Actinopteri, Cypriniformes, Leuciscidae.
CCCAGGGUCUCUGUUUGUAUUGUGGCGAUGCAGGACACCUCAUUUCCGUCUGCCCCAUUCGUCCACCACGUCCAUGGUCUACGCCCUUCUCGACUCCGGGUCAGCUGGCAACUUCAUCUCCGGCUCCCUCUGCCGCCAGCUCAACCUCCCGAAGAGGCGCAAUCCGGUCCAAUACCAGGUUCAAUCAAUAAUCGAACCUGAACCUGUGGAAGAACCCCCCCUGCCAUUGGUACUUGAGGAUGGAACAGUCUACACUGUCAAGGAAAUUUUGGACUCCCGACGUCGUGGCGGUCGUCUAGAGUAUUUAGUGGACUGGGAAGGCUAUGGACCUGAGGAACGUUCAUGGACACCCAGGGAGGAUAUACUAGAUCCGACCCUCCUCACCACUUUCCACGAUACUCACCCAGACCGCCCAGCACCCCGAGGAAGAGGUCGACCACCACGACGUCGGGGUCCACGGCCCUCGGGAGCGGGCCGUGGAGGGGGGGGUACUGUCAGAGAUCAGCCAGGUUCCAUCACCACAUCAUCACAGAGAUCACCUUCACCUGAGUAUUAA